This is a messenger RNA of Talpa occidentalis (Iberian mole), 2926 nucleotides long. RefSeq names its product intercellular adhesion molecule 1 (gene ICAM1). Gene Ontology annotation, molecular function: integrin binding. Gene Ontology annotation, biological process: cell-cell adhesion. The transcript is spliced from 7 exons. Gene Ontology annotation, cellular component: membrane. NCBI's taxonomy places the organism in Eukaryota, Metazoa, Chordata, Mammalia, Eulipotyphla, Talpidae. The coding region runs from base 142 to 1728 and encodes 528 amino acids. The record is from RefSeq and is a predicted model, not a curated record.
ACCGCCCCCGCUCCAGGCCACGCUCGGCGGCCGACUAUAAAAAGGAGACUUGCGCCGAGUCUUGCCCAGUUCGCUCCUGUCCCUUCUGCGCCUCGUUCCCACCGCCCCGUUCCCAGCGCCCCGUUCCUGCCUUGACCCACUAUGGCCCCGGGAGGCACUCGUCUCGCGCUGCCGGCGCUCCUGGUCCUGCUCCGGGCUCUGCUCGCAGGAGCUGGAGGUGCUGAGGUAUCUGUGCACCCACAAAAUGUUGUCAUACCCCAAGGAGGCUCCGUGGAGGUGAACUGCAGUGGCUCCUGUGAUUCCUUGGGCCUGGAGACUCAAUUGACUAAGACGGAAUUGACCUAUGGGGAUAAUUGGAAAGUCUUUCUACUGAGUGAUGUGCAAGAAGAUAGCAAUCCGAUAUGUUUCUCAAACUGUGACAGUGGCCAGUUGACGGCUUCAAUGUCCCUUACUGUGUACUCUUUCCCAGAGCAUGUGGACCUGGCACCCCUGCCUCCCUGGCAGCCUGUGGGCAAGAAGCUCACCCUGCACUGCAAGGUGGUAGGCGGGGCGCCCAGGGCCCUCCUCACUGUGGUGCUGCUGCGAGGGGAAGAGGAGCUAAGCCGGCAGCCAGUGGUGGGGGAAACCACUGAGGUCCCCUUCACCAUGCUGGCGAGCAGAGAGGACCAUGGCGCCAGUUUCUCUUGCCGCACGGAACUGGACCUGCGUUCCCACAACUUGGGACUAUUGGAGAACAGCUCAGCCCCCAGGCAGCUCCGAACUUUUGACAUGCCAGAGACCCUCCCAAGCCUUGCUACCCCCAAAGUUGUGGAAGUCGGCACAGAGUGGCUUGUGAACUGCAGCCUGGAAGGGCUAUUUCCAGCCUCAGAGGCCGAAGUCCACCUGGUGCUGGGCAACCAGCGGUUGAGUCCCACAAUCACACGCAAUACAGACUCACUCUUGGCCUGGGUUCAGGUGAAGGUGGAGGAGGCGGGUGUGCGGCAACUGAGGUGCAGUGUGGUGCUGGGAAGCCAGAGCCUGGAGAAGCCAGAGACUGUGACCUUCUACAGCUUCCCUGCGCCCAGCCUGACCCUGAGUGAAGUAGAGGUCUCAGAAGGGACUAUGGUGACUGUGGAAUGCAAGGCCCAGGCUGGAAUCCUGGUGAGGCUGAGUGGGGCCCCAGAUGGCCCUCUGGCCUCAAGGGCCUCGUUCACACUGGAGGCCAGAGCUGAGGACGACAUGCGUAAAUUCUUCUGUUCUGCUGUCCUGGAUGUAGCUGGGCAAGUGCUAUACAAGAACCAGACCCAGGCACUCCGUGUUCUGUAUGGCCCACGACUGGAUGACAGGGAUUGCCUGGGCAACUGGACAUGGCAGGAAGGUUCUCAUCAGACCCUGUUGUGCCAGCCCUGGGGGAAUCCAGCCCCUAAGCUGGACUGUCGUCGGAAAGGGGAUAAAGCAUUGCUGCCCAUUGGAGAACUGAGGCCUGUGAAGCAGGAGAUUGAGGGCACCUACCUGUGUCGGGCUGAGAAUUCUCAGGGCGAGGUUACCCGUGAAGUGUUUGUGCACGUGAUCUACCCGCGGAAUGACUGGACGAUGAUCAUUGUGGUGGUAGUAGUCAUAGCCUCCAUAGCUGCUGUGGGCAUAACUGCGUACAUCUAUAACCGCCAGCGGAAGAUCCGGAAAUACAAGCUACAGAAGGCUCAGGAGGAGGCUGCCAUUAAGCUGAACAUGUCAACCCCACCACCCUGAGCCUGUCCCAGGACAGGACUUCCUCCUCAGCCCCUACUUGGAGGUAGAGGUGCCACAUGAACAGUGGUGGAUAUAUGCCAUUCAGCUAUACCCACCAAGGAUACCAGAUGACAGGCCUCAGUCAGGAUACAGAUGGCAUUUGGGGUUAUGGUACCUGCAUGCCUAGGAUCCCCAGGCCUCACACCUGACCCACAGCAACAGGACUGAACCAAGAGGAGGGGACAGGACUGUAAGGGAUGUCAAAGUCUGACCUGGCCAGUGAUGGCGUAAGGAAGAUACAUACCUCUAGCAUGGGUUCUCCCCAGUGGGAAACAUUAGCAACCACCCCUGUAGUGUGUGCUGCAGCCCUAGUCCUGAAGACGUGGCCCUGUGCAAACCCGUGCAGCAGCAAGACACAACCCCUCCCCUGCUUUUGCCUGGUAGAUGCUCGCUGCAGGACUGCUGCUCUCUGUCCCCAACUCUUGAUGUUGAUAUAUAUUUAUUCAUUUCUUUUUUACUAUUUAUUGAGUGCCUUUUAUGUGGACUAGAAUACUAAAGACAGACAUAGGAAGCUCUCAGUCUGAUCUUAUUCAGGGUUGCCAGGUACAGUUGUAUUGACUUCAUUGCACAAGAGUACCUGGCAAAAAGAUCGAAUGGGACUUUCCCUCAGCUGGUGACAUCCCCAGGGAUGAACUGUUGAGCCCUUACCCUCCAGCCCUGACACCAGUUAGCCACCUCUCCACCCACAUCUGCUGGUACUCACGAUGAGCUUUGGUGUCAUACCUAUCUGUGAGUAAACACUCCUUGGCAGUAUCAUGGAGUGUCAUGAAACUAUGCCCAAUCCCUGUGUGCCCCUGCCUGUCCUGUUUCUAGUUCAGUGGGACCAUGCAAGAACAGAACACUGGCAGCUCCAAAUUCCCGCAGUGAUGAGGGCCUUCCUGGCAAUGAGGAGAGGCUUCAGAGGACCCUUUCCCAACUCUGAAAGCCUCUCCCUUGUGCUAAGAAAGCUUCUUCAUCUCCCCCAGCCUUGUGUGAGUUGAGAGGUGGUGUCUCGUCCAGCUGGAACCCUUCUAGCUGCCCUGCUACAACCCUGUCCUCCCACUUCCUGUCCCAAGAAAAUGCUGCUGGUCCUGAGGCUCUAAUCCAAAUCUGGGGCUUGUCAAGACAUUUUGAAACUAGCGAAAAUAAAGAGCUCUCCCCAGAAAAUGUGCCGUUUGGU